Molecule: messenger RNA, 3881 nt
Organism: Brassica rapa (field mustard)
Lineage: Eukaryota; Viridiplantae; Streptophyta; Magnoliopsida; Brassicales; Brassicaceae
Product: eyes absent homolog
Biological process (GO): cell differentiation; positive regulation of DNA repair; multicellular organism development
Cellular component (GO): nucleus
Molecular function (GO): protein tyrosine phosphatase activity
Source: RefSeq, a predicted model, not a curated record
AUCGUUUACGUAAUAUGAGUUUACUUUGACCAAAUAAAUUUAAAAGUCAAUCCUAAUUUUUCUUUUUAAAAAACAUAAUGUAGUUGGCCCUCGUCAAAUUUGGAUGCCUUCUCGUUACUCGUCUGCGGUUUCUCUCUAUCACUUCAAUUUUAUGUUAAUUGCAAAAUUAAAAUAAAAGAUGGCAAAACUAAUACAUGGCUUGAAAUUGGAGAUUUGAUCACUGUGUUGCCGAAAAAAAGAACGAUAUCUCACUAUCCGCACAUAACAAAAUUAAUUAAGGGAAGAUAGAUAGAUUAGUCAUCCUUAAUCUCAGGUUAUGCUCUCCAAGAGAAAGUGAGAAUAAAAGCCGCACAUGGAGAUCCAAUGGACCUUUCGUAAUUUACUCAAAUUUGCAGAUAAGCCCAUACUAAUUAGAUAAAUCAAAAGCCCAUAAAAGAAUAAUACAAUUAGGGUUUCGUCUUAACUAAUGUACUAUAUAUACAUUCGCCAGCCCGACAGGACAACACAACUUGUGUCCGUCUUGUUUUCGAUUGUUUUAUGUUUUUGAUUUUUUACACGUUUAAAUGGUCAGCUAUGAUGAAAAAAUCGUGUGCCAGAGAUGUGGGCUUUGUUCUCCAUCGCUGACGGUUAAACACAUCCCUCUAAGAAGUUCUGAGCUCUUUAUUCUUAUUUUUUGUUUUGAUUGGAUUGGGUUUUAUGGUAGUAAUAAUUAUUUUAGGUUUAUAAGUCGAGGUGACGAUAGAAAUUUCACAGGUCUGUCAAUCCCCUGAAACAUUCUGUGAUGUUAUUGUGAUAUCUCGACAGGUUCUGAUCGACUUAUUCAAAAGCCUUUCUUAUAAAUAUUUUUUUCGUUUUUAAUGAGUUUUGUUCUGAAUUAAUAUCGAAUCUGAGAAUAUGAUGAAUCUCAUAAAAGAAAUGGGUAAUUUGCGACUGAUAUUAUAUUGAUGUUUAUUCACCUUGGAGAACUGAUUCUCAGAUUCAAUAUGUUGUUAUUUUAUUUUAUGUUUGGUGCUGAUUUUGAUUAUUAUUUUUGUUAAUUUUGUUGGGGCAUAUGAUGAAAUUGUAUUUCAUGGGUAAUUUGCGUCUGAAUCUUGUUGAUGUAAUCUUUAUGAUUUUCUGAUGCCCAAAUGAAAAAUUACAUUGUGUUAUAAGUCGAGUUACAUCAAUAGUCAAUUCGACAAACAGUUGAGUUCUCUAUUCUUCAGUUUUGUCUUUUCUCCAAUGUUCAAAAAUAUUAAACGGAUUUGUAUGAGAGGAGAGAGCGAUGAUUAUGAUGAUGACGAUGAUACCAUAGAACAAUCCAACUCUGACAUCUUCUGAUGAACUUUACAUCAUGCACUACCAUCUGAAUCUCGUUCUCCCUCAAUUGAUAAAUUGAUUGUAUGGAUAUUUAUCUGUCCAAUAAAUGGAUUUUUUCUGUGAAACUUUGGUUAUCUGUUUUAGUGACAUAAACUGAAAAAUCAAAUUAGCCUUGGGGAGAUAGGUGAAAACUGCACCACGUAAUUUCGAAGUCUGUGUAAAAGUAAAAUUGCAUUAAAAUUCAGGAAAUGAGAAGUAGAGCUAAACUGUCAGUACGGAAAUUAAAGUUAAGGAUCUUUGAAUAGAUUGAAACUCCCACCUCCAUGGAGUAUAUAAUUUUGAUAUAUUUGUAAACUGUGUAAGACCACAUAUUCUCCCAUGUCAAAUUAAGUGUUUAAGUAUCUGUUUAUUCAGGCAAUUAUAACUCUACAAUUCUCCCUAAUGUCACCUUAAAUACCUGAAAGGACAUUAACAUUACCCAUUUCAACAUUGAUUCUACAAAAUAUAGAUAGAAAAGAUCUUGAUCCACCAAACCUUGGUGAGGAUCAACAACCCUCUGCCCUUGUAGGUCUAACGGUGACAGUUGGUUGUCGCGGCUAGAGUCUUUGCACGGUUAUCGUAGCCUUCUCCUCCCAUCGACAGAGUGUUUGUUCCAUGUUUUGUUGAACAAUACGAUCCUAUAGAAAAACAUAUUGUGCUCACUUGUUGCCUUCACACUCUCCACUGUUACUCACUGAACCAUUUUGCUCUGGUAGUUCCACAAACACCACUUCACCUAAAUGGCCUUGCAACAUGAAUGUCAUUUUCUCCUAUUUUUUCAGCAAAUCAUCUUACAAAGCUAUUAUCUUUAUAACAUUCUCCAUAGAGCUAGAGUCUUUUCAAAUUCUAACUGCAACAAGACUAAUUUGAUGUAGAGCAACUUCUGAGCUAUGUCUACAGUUAGAUUGUGAAACAAGUAACCGGGUUUGAGGCACCAAAAGUUACCCUCUGGUCAGUGAUGCCAAUGGGGGCAACAUGGCCUUCAUGUUUAACCCACUCGUGUCAAUUUGCAUACUUCAACCCCUCCAACUAUGCCCAUCUAUUUCAGGAUCUUUUUUCACUAGAAACCUCAAGAUUAUGUUCUAGAAAUACACUGGAAAAAAUCCUUGUUCAAAUUAGACGAGAGAAAAAAGAGAGCCAAGGGCACAUGCAAGAAACAGAAAUAUAAAGACGAAAGCUUUUUCAAUUUCUGGUGGUGUGUCUUAAUGGGCCUUUAAAUGUCUUAAUGGACCUUCAUUUGGGCUACGCACAAAAUGAUAUUUGAAAACGAAGUCGUUUCGUGAGCCGCUUCCUGCUUCCUCCCCCCUUCGUCUUGUAAUCGAAAACAUUCACCGUCACUUAGCUCCGGAGCUCGAUCUCGCUCAUCCUAUCGGCGGCAGUUAUUACAGGGACAAGGGCAGACCAUGAAUGCUAAUACAUCACAAAAGCUCGAAGCUUUGGCUUCUGAUGAUGGACCAGUGAAUGUAUACAUAUGGGACAUGGACGAGACUCUUAUCUUACUUAGAUCUCUCUUAAACGGGACCUACGCUGAGUCUUUCAACGGCUCUAAAGAUGUUAAAAGAGGUGUAGAGAUUGGUGAGAAGUGGGAGAAACACAUUCUUAAAAUCUGUGACGAUUGCUUCUUCUACGAGCAAGUUGAGGAUUGUAAUGAGCCGUUUAUUGAUUCUAUAAGGGAGUACGAUGAUGGGAAGGAUCUUUCUAGGUAUGACUUCAAGCAAGACGAGUUUGCUUCUCCUACUGAUGACUUGAACAAGAGGAAACUAGCGUACAGGCAUAGAGCCGUUGCGGAGAGAUACGAAAAGGGUUUAGCUCGGAUAGUUGACAGUGGAACAAUGAGUGUGUUGGAUGAGUUGUAUGAAGUGACAGAUGGAUACACAGACCGGUGGCUUUCUUCCGCAAGGGCCUUCUUAGAGCAAUGUUCAAAUGUGAAAGAAGCUUCUGUUGAUGGAACAGAUCGAAGUUCUCAGGAUAUACACAUUCUAGUGACUUCAGGGGCACUCAUACCAAGCCUUGUGAAGUGCCUGCUUUUCCGGUUAGAUAUGUUCUUGAGACAUGAAAAUGUGUACAGUUCAAUAGAUGUGGGGAAGCUCCAAUGUUUCAAAUGGAUCAAGGAGCGUUACAACCAUCCUAAGUUCAGAUUCUGUGCGAUUGGGGACGGUUGGGAAGAGUGUGCAGCCGCGCAGACGAUGCAGUGGCCAUUCGUUAAGAUUGAUUUGCAGCCGGAUAGCUCCUACAGGUUCCCUGGCGUAACGCCAAAGACUGUGAGCUACUACUUUGCUGCUGUAUAUGGCAACUCUGAUACUGAUACCAACAAAGAGUAAGUACCAGGAAAGCCUUUUCCUUUGUAACAUGCAAACUCACCAUUGUGUAUACAUUACUACUUUGCUGCUGUAUUUGGUAUCUAUAAACCAAGCAGCUCCUCUUGUAGUUUUAUAUUUAAGAUUUUGUCUUUUGCAAUAUUUGAUUGCUAGUUACUGUAUGGUGAGCCAUCACAAGUAAAUGGAAAAAUGAGAGAGAGACAUUCUCAUAUAGUCGGAUUUGUA